AUUGUUCCCCUCUCCCUUCCCCUUAAACGCCACCAGCCCGCUACUGAGACCACCUCGGCUUCUUUCACUCGCUUUCGACUUCAAACACAGGAAACCAUGAAGUCCCACCUCAAGUCCGCUGCAACUCUCCUCCCCUUCUUCUUCCUUACCUCUUUCUAUCACCUCUCUCUCUCUGCCUCCGAUUCAUUCGUCUAUGGCGGUUGCUCUCAAAUAAAAUUCGACCCCACUUCUUCUUAUCAAUCCGAUCUCAACUCCAUCAUGGCCUCUGCUGCAAAUUCUGCUUCUUUCUCUGCAUACAAUAACUUCACCACCAACAAAUCAGUCUACGGCCUCUACCAAUGCCGGAACAACCUCCCCUUGUCCGAAUGCUCGAAUUGCAUUCAGACUUCCAUCAACCAACUUCGCGCCCUUUGCCCGAACUCAUGCGGAGGAACCAUUCAACUCCAGGAGUGCUUCCUGAAAUACGACAACAUAAGCUUUGUUGGGGUUCUCGAUACGAGCCUCAUAUACAAGAGGUGCAGCCCUGAAUUCAGUGCUGAUAGUGGGUUCUAUGAGAGAAGAGAAGAGGUUUUUCGUGAAAUUCAACAAGUCGGUUCGAACGGGUUCAGUGUGGGCUCGAGUGGCACCAUUCAGGGCAUGGCUCAGUGCUCCGGGGACCUCGAGCCCAGUGAUUGUAGCGCCUGCUUGAUUCAGGCGGUGGGUCGCUUGAGGAGCCUGUGCGCGUCUUCGGUCUCGGGGGACAUCUAUUUGGGGAAGUGUUAUGUGAGAUAUUCGUCAGAUGGGUUUUACUCCUCUCCCCAUGGCUCAUCCAAUGACGAUGGGGCAGGUAAGACUCUGGCCAUUAUAAUUGGAUUAUUGGCUGGGGUCGCCUUAAUCAUUGUCUUCCUUUCCUUCUUAAGACAGGUUUGCGGCAAAGGUGGGGGUAAAUAGAUAAAAUGGAACCCAUUCUCUUUGUGGUGAGGAGAAUAUGGUGAAAUCCCACUAUGGAUCUGUAAUUUACUCCACAAUGUGUACUCUAGAGAGCGGGGGACUACUCCUUUUCUUCUUCUUUGCCCUUUAUACCACCCCUUUUGCCUUUACCUUUCUUUUGGAAAUUAGUUCCUUUUAGAGAAAAGGUGGCCGAAAGGAGAGGUUCUAAGGGCAGCAAGUGGAGGCAGGCACCAACUGAAUGUAAAGUGGCUUUUGUAAAAAGAAGCACGACCAGCCCACUCUCACAAGCUUAUUGUGUCUCUCUUAUUAUUCUAAUUGAAAUUCAAUAACCUCCAAAUUCUUGUUCUCA
Amborella trichopoda is the source of this 1279-nucleotide messenger RNA. RefSeq names its product plasmodesmata-located protein 7. Gene Ontology annotation, cellular component: plasmodesma. The record is from RefSeq and is a predicted model, not a curated record. NCBI's taxonomy places the organism in Eukaryota, Viridiplantae, Streptophyta, Magnoliopsida, Amborellales, Amborellaceae.